UCUCUCUCUCUCUCUCUAUAGCAGAAGAUCGAUCGAGAUCAUCAUGUAUGAUCAGCUAUCGUACGUGUCUGAUGUUUGCAAGUUCUUGCCCAAGGUUUGUUUUGCAUGGGAUGAAGGUGGAUGAAUUAAUAUUGGUGUCGACGAUGCUGAUAAAGGGCAAUAAUUGUCGGAGACUGAUCACAGUUGCAAACAAAACAUGCAUUGACCAUGUCCGAACAACAUUGUUACUUUGUCUGGCAAUUCAAUGGUGAUUAGACCUUGUUCAAGAAACACCAUGAUUAAAAACAAGUCAGAUCUCACAAUGAGAGUGGAUGUGAUAGUGCAUCCUGGCAACUUUCUAUCAAAGGCGAGUGUGCCUGAAAUCCCAGCUGGAGAGCACAGGUAUAUCUGCUAUGCAGAUUUCGGCAUUGAAACCAAUGUCAACCGCAACGUCGAAGUGCUUGCUUACUGCGACGGUGCCAAGGAAAAGGACAAGAAACCUAUUCCAACAUCCGAGAUAAGGGACAAUCAAGGAAUUGAAUUGACGUACAUGAACGGAAAGGUCGACUAUCAUCGUGUCAAGGGAAAUAUGAUUGAGAUGAAUGGGGUAAUCAUCCUGAUGAAACACGCAGCCAGAAAAAUCAGGUCAAUAUUGUGGAAAAUGGAAGAUCAUAAAGAACUGAGAAGUGCUGUUCUCGAGAACAACCGCGGCCUCUUGCAACCUGAUGGAAAGAAUAAGAUUGCUCACGGAGAUGGCUUGGGUACUCUUGAACCAAGUACUAGAGCUGGACCCGUUGGAUGAAGGACGUGUGACUGUGACGUCUCUCGUGUUUUAUUAUAUAUAUAUAUAUAUAUCUAUAUAUAUAUAUAUAGAAGACGCGUCCCUCAUCCAACGGGUCC
Molecule: messenger RNA, 879 nt
Organism: Juglans regia (Persian walnut)
Lineage: Eukaryota; Viridiplantae; Streptophyta; Magnoliopsida; Fagales; Juglandaceae
Exons: 4
Coding region: 245-781 (178 amino acids)
Source: RefSeq, a predicted model, not a curated record